Messenger RNA from Capsella rubella, 1437 nucleotides. RefSeq names its product lipid phosphate phosphatase 2. Gene Ontology annotation, biological process: phospholipid metabolic process. The transcript is spliced from 8 exons. Lineage: Eukaryota; Viridiplantae; Streptophyta; Magnoliopsida; Brassicales; Brassicaceae. Gene Ontology annotation, molecular function: phosphatidate phosphatase activity. The record is from RefSeq and is a predicted model, not a curated record. The coding region runs from base 226 to 1173 and encodes 315 amino acids.
UUUUAUCUUUCCUUGAGAAACCCGAAGAAAAUCUCUGUUUCCCGCUUUCUCCAUUCCUGUUUUCCCCAAUUCGCGCGACAAAAAGAGUGUAGAUACGUUGUCCCGUGCGUUUCCGGCGUCGACCUUAGUGACAGCUCAUUAUCUCCACAAUCUCAAACGCCAAAAGGUCUCUAAUUUGGCAGCUUUCAGCAUAAUUGCUUCUCUUUGUGGAGUUAUUGAUUAAGCAUGCCUGAAAUUCAAUUGGGUGCUCAUACAUUAAGAUCCCAUGGAGUCAAAGUGGCUAGGUUCCAUAUGCAUGACUGGCUCAUUCUUCUGCUGCUUGUCGUCAUUGUGGUUGUUUUGAAUGUCAUCGAACCAUUUCACCGCUUUGUUGGAGAGGAUAUGCUCACUGAUCUCAGAUACCCUCUUCAAGACAAUACCAUUCCUUUCUGGGCUGUCCCGUUGAUAGCUGUUGUGCUCCCCUUUGCUGUCAUUGUUGUUUACUACUUCAUCAGAAAUGAUGUUUAUGAUCUGCAUCAUGCAGUUUUAGGUCUUUUAUUCUCUGUACUCAUAACUGGUGUCUUAACCGAUGCUAUAAAGGACGCUGUUGGUCGACCUCGUCCUGACUUCUUUUGGCGUUGUUUCCCUGAUGGUAUAGGGAUCUUUCACAAUGUCACAAGGGAUGUUCUGUGUACUGGAAAUAAAGAUGUGGUCAAAGAGGGACACAAGAGCUUCCCCAGCGGGCACACGUCUUGGUCGUUUGCUGGUCUAGGAUUUCUAGCAUUGUACUUGUCUGGAAAAAUCAAGGUGUUUGACCAGAGAGGGCAUGUUGCAAAGCUCUGCAUUGUGAUCUUACCUCUACUGGUUGCAGCAUUGGUUGGUGUAUCCCGAGUUGAUGACUAUUGGCAUCACUGGCAAGAUGUGUUUGGAGGAGCUAUCAUAGGAUUAACGGUGGCUACGUUUUGUUAUCUGCAAUUCUUCCCUCCUCCAUACCAUCCAGAUGGUUGGGGACCUCAUGCGUACUUCCAGAUGCUCGCGGACUCGAGGAACGAUGUACAAAAUUCAGCAGGAAUGAAUCAUCUAGGUGUGAGGCAAACAGAACUAGAGAGCGUAUACGUUGAUCGAGAAGAGACUCACAUGGAAAUUUCAAGAAGCAACACGAGGGACACAACCCGUAUGCUUGAGAACCGCUAAGUGAAUGUCUUGUAUUACUUUUAUCAGUCUUAGCCUCUAAUCACAAGCCCAUUAGCUAAAACCAGAUCCAUUAGAAGAGGAAAAAAGAAUCGCUAGGAGGGCUUGAACCUCCGACCUUGUGGUUAACAGCCACACGCUCUAGCCAUCUGAGCUAUUCCAGCUUUCUGAAUUGACUUAACAGUAUCAAUUUGGAAAAUUUAAAUUGGCAAGUUAGUCUAUGACUAUGAAGAUUAAUCACAUUUUAUAUGAUAAGAUAUUAAGAUU